Diospyros lotus (date-plum) is the source of this 895-nucleotide messenger RNA. RefSeq lists its product as uncharacterized. NCBI's taxonomy places the organism in Eukaryota, Viridiplantae, Streptophyta, Magnoliopsida, Ericales, Ebenaceae. The transcript has 2 exons. Bases 50 to 763 code for a protein of 237 amino acids. The record is from RefSeq and is a predicted model, not a curated record.
UCUCUCCCCUCUCCCUCUCUCGUUCUCUCUGUCGUUUGCUGUGAUCCGAAUGGAGGAGGAUACCUCGGCAUCGGCACGCAAAAGAAGAAGAAGAAGAAGAAGCAUCCAGAAGAACUCGAACUUGUCGAAGAAUGAAAUGGACGCGGCUCUUCUACUCGUUCAACUUGGAAAUCUGAAGGAAGAAGAAAGCGAAGGAGAGUCUUACGGUGACGUAUCUUCUUAUAAUUCUUAUGAAAUCGAGAAGAUCCUUCGGAGUCGCGAGAAAUUGUCCGGAGGAAGAAGAAGAGCAAAUUCCAGGAGCUCUUCUGUGGAUGUAAAUCAGAUACUGGAGCAUUUAUUCGGCGAGAACGGCCCAGAAAGAGAAAUGCGGUACCAGAGCAACACGACAAAGCCAGAAAUGAACGCAGCCCAACAGUUGCUUGAGCUUUCUGGGAACUCGGACAACUACAAGUGCCUAAAAGCGAAAGGAGGAGAAGAAAGCAACAGCGAUACAAGUCAUAUAACUGAUGCAUCUUCAUCUCCCAUGGAAACACAACUGGAAGAAGUAAACACGACUCAGCAGCAGAUGCUGCAGCUGCACCGCAACUCGGAUAAAGAAGAUGAACAAAGCGAAAGUGAGAGAAGUCAUCUGUCUUGCGCGUUGGGAGAAGAAGGGAAUUUUACAAGCGCUUACAGUUUCUGCCCAAGGAAGAAGAAGAAGCUCCGGCCUCUGGCUGACUUAUAUAGAAUAACAAAGCCCGAGAAUGUUACCGCUAGCCCUUAGAAAGUGAGGCCCAGGUGAAUACUGUUUUUGAAUUUUUGUUAACUGUAUAUUAUCUUCGUUUACUUUAAAUUGCAGAAGAGUUAAUUUAACAGGGUUGGGUUCCCUACAAACCUUUGGUUUGGUUUUGCUUUC